GCCAGUUCUUUCCUAUUGGUGAGAGAUAUAAGGAUUUAACAUCAUGAAAUUUAUCGUAUUUUUGUUGUCUUCUCUCCUGGUCACUGGGGUUCUAACCAGACCCCAAUUCGGUGGGGAUGAAGACGAUGAUGGCGAGUUUGAGAGUGGUGGAAGUGAAGAUUUCGGAGGCGAUAACCCCAGCUCUUAUCAAACUGAUGGUGAAUAUGUCCCGGCCCGUUAUGGGGGUGCGGCCGACACCCCGAGCAUCAGUUCGUACCAAUCCAACGAAUAUUUACCAACUCGCAGGAAAGAAAAUAGUGAAGGCGACGACGGGGCAAGAUAUCAAGCAAGAUUAAGGUACAAUUAAUUUUAGGGGUUACGGCAGAAUCGUGGAAGGUAAAAUUAUGUAUGUCGAACUGCAUGGAUCAUGCGACUCAUUCGGGACUUUUGCAUUAAUCAGGCAGUAAAGGUGGUAUUCUGAGUGAAAAUUUUGAGCUUGAGUGGGAGUAGCCACUCACACUUUACGUGUUAAAAGAAUACAAAAUGUGAGUGGCCACUCCCACUAAAGCUCAAAAUUUUUAUUCAGAAUACCACCGUAAAUCUCUUUGUUUAAUAAAGUCGAGGCUCGUCAGAUAAAUUGAUCCGCAGCAAGAUAAGCAUAAAUUAAACACUUAAGUUUAAUUUAUGCUUGAGUUUAAAUUUAAAUUUAAACACACACUUGAGUUUAAAUUUAUUUAGAUGCAUGUACAUAAAUAUACAUAUUUAUGGUAUGUAUGCAUAGUACUUUUUUUGUACUGUAUGGAAAAAUCUAUGUUGAUGAAUAUAAUAUUUACUAUGAUAUUUAUCCAGUGAUAUUUUUGGUGUUCAGAUUGCAGAGAAUUAUUGAUUUAGGUAUUAAUGAUAUCCAUUAUUUUUAAAGUAGAUAUGAUACCAAAUAAGUAAUAUGAACCUGAAGUAUGUACAUAUGCAUGUCUACAUAGUUGGGCAUAAGUAUGUAUGUACUAAAGGUCGAGUAAAGUUUUGCAAAAAAAUGCUCCCUUUCCCCACAAAUCCAAUCCUCUGGCAGAUUUAAUUCAUAUGUUUAUAAAUAUUUCCAUAACACGAGAAAUACUUAUGUGUAAAUGGGUAUAUGUACAUACAUACGCACUGAUUGUAUCUAUGUAAAUAUUGACUUAUUUAAUUACACCCAGAAAAAUUGCAUGUGGUUCAAAUUUUAAUUCACUACAUAUUUCCCGUAUUUUCACAAAGCAUUAGACCUUUUUCCAAGGCAGGUAAAUAAAUAUACAUGCAAAUAAAACGCUGUUAAAAGCGGCAUCGGUUUGCAAUGUACAUAAAUACACAUGUUUGACGUGUAUUUCAUUUUAUGGGGGGCUUAAUUUGCAAUUUAACCAAAAUUACAAUUUGUUUAUAUCAAUUUUAUCCAGUUGCCUGUUUAGUGUUUAAAAUGGUUAUUACGAGAUAAAGCAAUACAUAAUUCUGAACAUAAUUAAUUCGUAUUAAUUAAUUGUGCAUAAUUUUGAACACUACUUGUAAAUUUAUGCAC
Messenger RNA from Folsomia candida, 1522 nucleotides. RefSeq lists its product as uncharacterized. NCBI's taxonomy places the organism in Eukaryota, Metazoa, Arthropoda, Collembola, Entomobryomorpha, Isotomidae. The record is from RefSeq and is a predicted model, not a curated record. The transcript has 2 exons. Bases 44 to 346 code for a protein of 100 amino acids.